Molecule: messenger RNA, 4464 nt
Organism: Jaculus jaculus (lesser Egyptian jerboa)
Lineage: Eukaryota; Metazoa; Chordata; Mammalia; Rodentia; Dipodidae
Gene: Arhgap39
Product: Rho GTPase activating protein 39
Exons: 12
Coding region: 132-3476 (1114 amino acids)
Biological process (GO): signal transduction
Cellular component (GO): cytoskeleton; cytoplasm
Molecular function (GO): GTPase activator activity; protein binding
Source: RefSeq, a predicted model, not a curated record
GCUGGGGCGCGGCGCUCGGGCCGGGACGAUGGGCUGUGGCGGUGCAGCCCGCGCGCAGCCGGCGGUGUGGCCUCUUCCUAUCUGAUGCUGGAGACGACAACCUAAUGAUCAUCUGACAACUGUCCACUUCAAUGCGCAGGAAGCGGAUGGCAAUGUCCCAGACACAGGAUUACGAAUGCAGAAGCCACCAUGUCGAUGGGCAGGAGCCCAGGAUUCCAGGGUCGAACACCAGGUUGGAAUGGGUGGAGAUCAUCGAGCCACGCACACGUGAGCGCAUGUAUGCCAACCUGGUAACAGGUGAAUGCGUGUGGGACCCACCGGCUGGUGUCCGCAUAAAGCGCACCAGUGAGGACCAGUGGUGGGAGCUCUUCGACCCUAGCACAUCGCGCUUCUACUACUACAGCGCCGCCUCGCAGCGCACUGUGUGGCACCGCCCACAGAACUGCGACAUCAUCCCCCUGGCCAAGCUGCAAACACUGAAGCAGAACACUGAGUCCCCUCGAGCCUCUGCGGACAGCAGCCCAGGACGUGGUAGCCGCGAUGGCAGCACUGGCUCCUCACUGGAGCCUGAGCCUGAGGAGAGGGUUCAGGAACUGUCUGCCCGGGGCGGGAGGUCAGCAACCUUGGGCACCACUAAAGAGGAGAACAGCAGUUCUUCACCACCGAGUAUGCUCCUGGAGAAGGACUAUGAGGUUUACCGGGAUUACAGUGCCGAUGGCCAGCUGCUUCAUUACAGGACCUCCUCACUGCGAUGGAACUCGGGUAACAAGGAGCGUAUGCUCAUCAAAGUGGCUGACCGUGAGCCCAGCUUCCUUGCCCCUCAGGGCAAUGGCUACCCCUCCGAUGGACAGCCUGGAGGCCGCCCCCGCAGACCCUCUGGCAGCCAGCACUCACCCAACCUACAGACCUUUGCCCCUGACCCGGAGGGCACCGUCUUCUUUCCAGAAAGGCGGCCCUCACCCUUCUUGAGAAGGUCUGAGUUGUCUGGGAGCUGUUCGCCGCUGCUAGUGCAGCCCCGAAAGCCUUCCAGUGACUCACAGCCCUCCUCCCCUCGCUACGGCUAUGAGCCCCCACUGUAUGAGGAGCCCCCUGUAGAAUACCAGGCUCCCAUUUAUGAUGAGCCCCCCAUGGAUGUGCAGUUUGAGGCCAGUAGCCCCUACCAUACUGGCUCACCACAGAGAUCACCAGGCCGCAAGAACCGGCCAUUCCUGCAGGCUGCCAAACAGACCCCAACCUCCCCCUGCCAGCAGCUGGUACACACCAAGCAGAAGUGCCCAGAGCGCUUCUUGAGCUUGGAGUACAGCCCUGUGGGUAAGGAGUAUGUUCGGCAGCUGGUGUACGUGGAGCAGGCAGGUUCCAGCCCCAAGCUUCGAACUGGGCCCAGGCACAAGUAUACACCCAACCCAGGUGGUGGCUCCUACUCCCUGCAGCCUAGCCCAUGCCUGCUGAGGGACCAGCGCCUGGGGGUUAGGUCUGGAGACUACAGCACCAUGGAAGGGCCUGAGCCACGCCUGGGUCAGCCACCCACACCACUGCCCCAAGCCCAAGAGGAUGCCAUGUCUUGGUCCAGCCAGCAGGACACCAUGUCUUCCACAGGAUACUCCCCAGGCACACGCAAAAGGAAAAGCAGAAAGCCCUCUCUGUGCCAAGUCCCUAGCACCUCCUCCACUGAUGGCCCUGGGGACCUGCUGGGUGAGCAGCCCCUGGCUGAGGAGCACUCCCCAUGUGGGUCCAGCUUUACUCCAAUGAAGGCUGAGGUAGACCUGGUGCGGGGUGCAACUGAGCCCUUCCUGGCACAGGCCCGACUGGCCUGGGAGGCACAGCAGGCCCACUUCCACAUGAAGCAGAGAGGAAGCUGGGAUUCCCAGCAAGAUGGCUCUGGCUAUGAGAGUGAUGGUGCUGUGCCCCUGCCCAUGCCCGGGCCUGUGGUACGAGCCUUCAGUGAGGACGAGGCACUGGCUCAGCAGGACAGCAAGCACUGGAAGCGGAGCACCUUUGAAAAGCUUGGCUUCCCCCAGAUCCUGCUAGAGAAGAGUAUUUCUGUGCAGACCAACCUGGCAUCACCGGAGCCUUACCUUCACCCCUCACAGUCCGAGGACCUUGGUGCCUGCGCCCAGUUUGAGAGCAGCCGGCAGAACCGCAGUGCACUACCCAGCUCCAGCUGUGUCUUCCCCACCUUCACAUUGCGCAAGCCUUCCUCGGAGACAGACAUCGAGAACUGGGCCUCCAAGCACUUCAACAAGCACACUCAGGGCCUCUUCCGGCGGAAGGUGUCCAUAGCUAAUAUGCUGGCCUGGAGCAGUGAAUCCAUCAAGAAGCCCAUGAUUGUGACCAAUGACCGGCAUGUAAAGAAGGAAGCCUGUGAGAUCUUCAAGCUGAUCCAGAUGUACAUGGGUGACAGGAGGGCCAAGGCGGACCCACUGCAUGUGGCCCUGGAGAUCGCCACCAAAGGCUGGAGUGCACAGGGCCUGCGUGAUGAGCUAUACAUUCAACUGUGUCGGCAGACCACUGAGAACUUCCGCCUGGAGAGCCUGGCCCGUGGCUGGGAGCUCAUGGCCAUCUGUCUGGCCUUCUUCCCACCCACACCCAAGUUCCACUCCUACCUAGAGGGCUAUAUCUACCGGCAUAUGGAUCCUGUUAAUGACACCAAAGUGACACAGCACAUAAAAGAGCUUCUGGAAAGGAACAGUAAGAAGAAGUCCAAACUGAGAAAGAAACCCAAGCCUUAUGUUGAAGAGCCAGAUGGGGUGGCAAUAAGCACCUAUGCCAAGUACUGUUACCACAAGCUACAGAAGGCAGCCCUGACUGGGGCCAAGAAGGGGCUGAAAAAGCCCAACGUGGAGGAGAUCCGGCAUGCCAAGAAUGCUGUAUUCAGCCCAUCCAUGUUUGGCAGUGCACUGCAGGAGGUUAUGAGCAUGCAAAAGGAGCGCUACCCUGACCGGCAGCUGCCCUGGGUUCAGACAAGGCUCUCUGAGGAAGUGCUGGCACUCAACGGUGACCAGACUGAGGGCAUCUUCAGGGUUCCGGGGGACAUUGAUGAGGUGAAUGCCUUGAAGCUGCAGGUGGAUCAAUGGAAAGUUCCUACAGGCUUGGAGGACCCCCAUGUUCCCGCGUCGCUGCUGAAGCUAUGGUACCGGGAGCUGGAGGAGCCUUUGAUACCCCACGAGUUCUAUGAACAAUGCAUUGCGCACUAUGAGAGCCCGGAGGCUGCCGUGGCCGUGGUGCAUGCUCUGCCGCGCAUCAAUCGCAUGGUGCUGUGCUACCUCAUCCGCUUCCUCCAGGUGUUCGUGCAGCCAGCUAACGUGGCCAUUACCAAGAUGGACGUCAGCAACCUGGCCAUGGUGAUGGCACCCAACUGCCUGCGCUGCCAGUCGGAUGACCCGCGCGUCAUCUUCGAGAACACGCGCAAGGAAAUGUCUUUCCUGCGCGUGCUUAUCCAGCAUCUAGAUACCAGCUUCAUGGAGGGCGUGCUAUAGCACGCAGGCCACAGACGUGGGCUGGGGCGGCGCACGGGGAGGGGGGAGGGACGGCCCCAGCGCAGGGCAGCAUGCCAAGCCCCGCCAGACGCCCGCCCCGCCCCAGACCCGCCUGGGCAGAGCAGUCGCGCCCCACCUCGUGGCCGGAUCUUCCGGGCACCGGCUCGCCUCGCCGGCCGCGGACCAGCCCCGAGAAGUGCCUUCUGUUAACCGGAGCCGAGCGACACUGCCCUCCCGGCCGGCCGAAGCACACGCCGCGCUGCCCUGAGCGGCACAACCCGGACCCCCUCCAGGGUCGUCCAUUUCCUAGAUAGUCUCGCUCCGAUCUCGUGCUCCAGCUCGGGGGCCUUCAGGAGGGUUGGGGGCCUCCGGAGAGCUGCUCUGACCACUAACAGGACUCAACCCCGCCGUCUCAGGGUCUGGCAGCUCUCGGUUGGCAGGGAGACCCCAAACCAAAGUCCUCCAGGGUGGGGGCAGGGCUAAGCAGGCGUCCUUGGGGUGGGGGGGGCGAGAGGUUUUGGUUUGUUUGUGGUUUUUUGUGGGGGGUUGUUUGUUUUUUGGUGUAUGAGAGUCCAAAAUUUAUUCCCUCACCCAGCCCACCUGUGUAUAGAGAUAAAAGUAGAGCGACAGAUGUUAGAACUAAAUUUACUAAGGACAUAGUUUUAACCAGAUGAUACUUAUCUGAGCUGUCACCGUCCUCUGUGCUGAGCAAGUUAGCACCACCUCCUCCGACUUCGCAGCCUCCGACCAAACCCCACGCCCUGGAGGCGAGCGGACGAGACACAGACUCCGCCAUUUUACAUUCUGGAGUAUAAGUUCCAACUGUGGUCAUACUUAAUUUCUCCCGUUUUAUAUAUAUAUUUUUUAGAGUUUUUAUUUAUUAUUAAAAACAAAGGCUGGGGCCCGCGGGCGGUCGGGUCACACAGGCCCUCUGGCGCAUGGACCGAGGCGACGGCGCUUCGUGGGAAUAAAGUUCAUGUGUACACUC